Molecule: messenger RNA, 978 nt
Organism: Lemur catta (Ring-tailed lemur)
Lineage: Eukaryota; Metazoa; Chordata; Mammalia; Primates; Lemuridae
Gene: MAS1
Product: MAS1 proto-oncogene, G protein-coupled receptor
Exons: 1
Coding region: 1-978 (325 amino acids)
Biological process (GO): G protein-coupled receptor signaling pathway
Cellular component (GO): membrane
Molecular function (GO): angiotensin receptor activity
Source: RefSeq, a predicted model, not a curated record
AUGGCCGAGUGGAACGUGACAUCGUCUGUGGCCGGGGAUGCCACCAACGCCUCUGCGGGCGGGAACGCCUCGGCGGGCAGCGGGCAGCGGCAGAUCCCUGUCGUGCACUGGGUGAUCAUGAGCAUCUCCCUGCUGGGCUUCGUGGAAAAUGGGAUUCUGCUCUGGUUCCUUUGCUUCCGCAUGAGGAGAAAUCCCUUCACGGUCUACAUCACCCACUUGUCCAUCGCCGACAUCUCCUUGCUGUUUUGUAUUUUUAUCCUGUCCAUUGACUAUGCUUUAGGUUACGGACUCUCUUCCGGCCAUUACUACACCAAUGUCACGUUAUCGGUGACUUUCCUGUUUGGCUACAACACGGGCCUCUAUCUGCUGACGGCCAUUAGUGUGGAGAGGUGCCUGUCGGUCCUCUACCCCAUCUGGUACCGGUGCCACCGGCCCAAGCACCAGUCGGCAUUUGUCUGCGCCCUCCUGUGGGCACUUUCUUGUCUAGUGACCACCAUGGAGCAUGUCAUGUGCAUCAGCGGUGGAGAAGGGAGCCAGUCUCAAAGCGACUGCAGAGCAGUCAUCAUCUUCAUAGCCAUUCUGAGCUUCCUGGUCUUCACGCCACUCAUGGUGGCAUCCAGCACCAUCCUGGUGGUGAAAAUCCGGAAGAGCACAUGGACUUCCCAUUCCUCCAAGCUGUACAUAGUCAUCAUAGUCACCAUCGUCAUCUUCCUCAUCUUUGCCAUGCCCAUGAGGCUCCUGUACCUGCUGUACUACGAGUACUGGUCGACGUUUGGGAACCUGCACCACGUUUGCCUGCUCUUCUCCACCAUCAACAGCAGCACCAACCCCUUCAUUUAUUUCUUCGUGGGCAGCAGUAAGAAGAAGCGGUUCAAGGAGUCUUUAAAAGUGGUUCUGACCAGGGCUUUCAAAGAUGAGACGCAAGCGAGGCACGAGGAACACAACUGUAACACCGUCACAGUUGAGACUGUCGUCUGA